Molecule: messenger RNA, 943 nt
Organism: Pseudophryne corroboree (corroboree frog)
Lineage: Eukaryota; Metazoa; Chordata; Amphibia; Anura; Myobatrachidae
Gene: METTL27
Product: methyltransferase like 27
Exons: 6
Coding region: 160-873 (237 amino acids)
Molecular function (GO): S-adenosylmethionine-dependent methyltransferase activity
Source: RefSeq, a predicted model, not a curated record
GCAAUGUAAGGCAGGACUUCCUAACUUACAGUAUAGUGCAUUCUGGGAGAUGUAGUCCACACACUAAGCAUUGUGGACAAAAGGCAGAGGAGGGUGAGCUACAAGAAGGACAGAAGAUUACGAGGGUAGACUUGGUUUUGUCAUAAACUGUAAGAAAAUAUGGCAGCCUGUGAUACGAGGCUACAACAGGUCAGGGAUGCCAUUGCAGCAGCACACAAAGAAUGCUCCCCCACUGAAAAACGACAGUACUAUGACCAAUGGUCCGGCCAAUAUGAAGAGGAUGUCUCAGUAUUGGAAUACAAAGCCCCCCAUUUGGCUGCCAUUGCAUUGGCAUCAGUGUGCAAACUGAAUCAGAAGUCAAAGCUGGUGCUGGAUGUAGCUUGUGGCACAGGACUUGUCGCUGAAGAGUUGCUGCGCUUUGGAUUUAAAUUGUUUGAUGGCUUGGACGGUAGUGCAGGGAUGCUGGAGGUUGCUAAGCACAAAGGACUGUACCAGGAGCUGAAGGAGUGCAUGCUGGGACAGGGUCCGCUACCAUCUGACUCUGACAAAUAUGAUGCAGUCAUUAUAGUAGGAGCUCUGAGUGAUGGAAAUGUCCCAGUAGCUGUGGUCCCUGAACUGCUGCGUGUCACGAAACCAGGUGGCCUGUUAUGUCUGACCACACGUAGCAACUUCUCAAAUCUGCAGUACAAGUGUGAUCUAGAAAAAGCCAUGUCUGAUCUACAGAACAAAGGACUCUGGGAACAGAUCUCUGUAGAGGAAGUGGAACAGUGGGAGAGAGCCACAUCAGAAACUGAGGUUACAAAAGAUUCUGAUUACAUCCCUGGUAUCAUAUACCUCUACAGGAAAACCGCAUCUUCCUCCACUGUUCAUUAAUGGCAUGGAAGGUUUUUGCUGGGUUGUAUAACUGUAUUGCUUUAUUAAAAAAAAAAACAUUUUUACAUAA